Chaetura pelagica (chimney swift) is the source of this 785-nucleotide messenger RNA. It is a transcript of the gene RPRD1A, whose product is annotated as regulation of nuclear pre-mRNA domain containing 1A. The transcript is spliced from 6 exons. Gene Ontology annotation, cellular component: RNA polymerase II, holoenzyme. Gene Ontology annotation, molecular function: RNA polymerase II complex binding. The annotation marks the transcript as partial. NCBI's taxonomy places the organism in Eukaryota, Metazoa, Chordata, Aves, Apodiformes, Apodidae. Gene Ontology annotation, biological process: mRNA 3'-end processing. The record is from RefSeq and is a predicted model, not a curated record.
CAAAACCAAAUAGGAAGCUGACAUUCCUGUACUUGGCUAAUGAUGUCAUACAAAACAGCAAAAGGAAAGGACCAGAAUUUACGAAGGACUUUGCUCCAGUAAUAGUGGAGGCUUUUAAGCAUGUUUCAAGUGAGUCCGAUGAGAAUUGUAAGAAGCACCUUGGUCGAGUGCUCUCUAUAUGGGAAGAAAGGUCUGUUUAUGAAAAUGAUGUGUUAGAACAACUUAGGCAAGCUUUGUAUGGAGACAGAAAGGUGAGGAAGCGAACAUAUGAACAGAUAAAGAUUGAUGAAAAUAGCUGUUCACCUCGAAGUUCUCCCACUGACCCUCCACAGACCACAGAUCUCAUUAGAGCAUUGCAAGAACUAGAAAACGCUGCCUCUGGGGAUGCAGCAGUUCAUCAGAGAAUAGCUUCUUUGCCUAUAGAGGUUCAAGAUGUUUCCCUGUUAGACAGAAUAACAGAUAAAGAAUCUGGAGAGCAACUUUCCAAAAUGGUAGAUGAUGCAUGUAUGCUGCUGGCGGAUUACAAUGGCAGGUUGGCAGCUGAAAUAGAUGAUAGAAAACAGCUAACUCGAAUGUUGUCGGACUUUCUCCGAUGUCAAAAAGAAUUCCUUGCAGAGAAAGAACAUAAGCUGGAAGAGUACAAGCGCAAGCUAGCCAGAGUGUCCCAGGUACGGAAAGAACUCAGGUCACGCAUCCAGAACCUGCCUGAUCUCUCUAGACUUCCCAAUGUCACGGGCAGCCACGUACACUUACCGUUUGCAGGAGACAUCUACAGUGAUGACUGA